Messenger RNA from Equus quagga, 1101 nucleotides. RefSeq names its product V-type proton ATPase subunit S1-like protein. Gene Ontology annotation, cellular component: proton-transporting V-type ATPase complex. NCBI's taxonomy places the organism in Eukaryota, Metazoa, Chordata, Mammalia, Perissodactyla, Equidae. The record is from RefSeq and is a predicted model, not a curated record.
AUGGGAAGAAAAAUCUUGUUCAGUUUUUCACUUAUUUUUUUAUGUAUGGGAUUAUCACUAACUUUAGACCAGAUACUUGCUAGGAAGAAUGUAAGGCAGUGAGCUAGGUGCUGGGUCUACAAUGGUAGCAAAUCAGAUAGAGUCCCUGCCCUCAUGGAGCUUUUCAGCUCUCAAACAUCUUCAGAUAAAGAAGUGGUUGUCAACAGUGAUCAACAGAAUAAUGGAGAUAUGAAACCAAUUCAGAAUUUCACAGCAAUACCAAUGACACAGGCUCUCAACUACAAUCUGAGCAGACAAGGACAUUUAGAGAAAGAACAUUGGAAUGCAUUCAGCCAUCAUAGCCCAGUGAACAUCUCCAUGGAUGGAGUUCCCUGCAUUCUCUUCUGGGCCAAAAGAAUAACAAUUAAAUUUAAGAAUCAGACUCGGCUGGACCUUACGGAUGAAGCUUUUGGCCAGAAGGCAACAGUGGAUGCUGGCAACUCAAAUUGCAGAGAAGAAAGUGCCACGUUGUCUCUGAAGUUUGAUGAUGCUCAAAAUCCCAAAGGUCUUGAUGUAAGAUUCACCCUUAUCAAUUACAACAAGUUGUCCAUCCAGGGCUGGUUUAGUUUGCACCGAGUCGAGAUUAUUUUCAAUAAUUCCAUCCAAGCAACCUUCAAUGCAACUGGCAUAUAUGCUCCGUCACGUUAUUCCUACCACUGCCAGCGCGUCAGCAGCCUGCAGCGGUACGAUGCCCUCUUGGUGCCCAGCAACACGGAUGAUACGUCAAGCCUGUGGGAGGUCACUUUUGUUGAUUUCCAGAUCCAAGGCUUUACCAUCAAGGGGGGACAGUUUGCCAAGGCCCGAGACUGCGCCUCUGCCUUCUCCCCAGCCAUUCUGAUGGGCCUGGCGAUGUCGCUGAUCCUGCUGCUGGUGCUGGCCUACGCCCUGCACACGCUCGUCUACCUGCGGUAUCUGGAGCGGCACUACGACGUCAUCGCGUCUCCGGCCCACCUCUCCCGGCUGCGAGCCCGAGACGCAGCAGAAGAGAAGGAGCUGCUGCGGAGCCAGGCAGUCGAGCGCUACGAACUGAGGAGCCAGCAGAUCGGCAAAAUUUACGUCUAA